This is a messenger RNA of Penicillium lagena, 1092 nucleotides long. Its product is annotated as DUF92 domain-containing protein. Bases 1 to 1092 code for a protein of 363 amino acids. The transcript has 4 exons. The record is from RefSeq and is a predicted model, not a curated record. NCBI's taxonomy places the organism in Eukaryota, Fungi, Ascomycota, Eurotiomycetes, Eurotiales, Aspergillaceae. Gene Ontology annotation, cellular component: membrane.
AUGAAGGCCAUAAUUGCCGUGCCCGCGGUGACAGGCCUGCUCUACCGCGUCUGGGCCCGCAAGUCGCUCACCCCGUUGGGCACCGUCUUCGCGGCGUUUACAGCCACCGCCCACGCCGCACACCCCUGGUUCGCACCAUUUGUGCUCAUGGCUGUGUUCUACUUCGGAGGAACGAAGGCGACAAAGGUGAAACACGACGUCAAAGCGCGACUGACUCUCUCGGCUGCCGGCACGGUGGGUGAGGAGAGCCCUCGCAAUCACCUCCAGGUGCUGGCCAACUCGCUCGUCGGGUCGGUGUUGAGUGUGGCGCAUACGGUGGUUCUGGCGAAAACGGUCGGCGAUGCCGGGGACUGUUUCUCACUCGGCCAGCGCGCGGCGGACGUUUUGAUGGUUGGGAUCGUCGCAAACUAUGCCGCUGUCGCCGCAGACACCUUCUCCUCCGAACUAGGCAUCCUCGCCAAAUCCAAGCCCCGCCUCAUCACCUCCCUCACGCUCCGACAGGUUCCUCCCGGUACAAAUGGCGGUGUUACUGCCAUGGGACUCGCAGCUGGUCUGCUAGGUUCGUUUUCGGUUGCUGGCACAUCUGCCCUCGUACUUCCCUUCUGUGCCGGAACCACGAUCAAAGACCGAGCAUUGUGGACUGUGGCGAUGACGACGUGUGGGGUGCUGGGCAGUUUGUUGGAUAGUGUGCUUGGCGGACUUCUGCAAGCUAGCGUUGUGGAUAAGAGAAGUGGGAAGAUUGUUGAAGGGAUUGGAGGCCGGAAGGUCCUCAUUCACCCCGCUUCAAUAAGACCCUGCGGUCCAUUGGACGAUGCAGCUUAUUUCGGUCAAGCAUCAGGCAGCGCACACUUGCGCAACACCGAAACCAUUGCAAACGCAGCUACACUACACGGCAGCCACAUCACACAUACGUCGGCUGGGUCGCAGCCUGGACGGACCCAUGAGGAGGUCAAGGAGAGCCGCCGCAUUGAGGUCGGCCGGGAUUGGCUGGAUAAUAACGGGGUGAAUAUGCUUAUGGCUGCGACGAUGAGUUUCGGGGCCAUGGGCGUUGCGCAGUGGGUUUGGGGGGUGGAUGUUCGGGAGCUCUUGUAG